This is a messenger RNA of Poecile atricapillus (Black-capped chickadee), 5187 nucleotides long. It is a transcript of the gene ADGRF4, whose product is annotated as adhesion G protein-coupled receptor F4. The transcript is spliced from 7 exons. The record is from RefSeq and is a predicted model, not a curated record. The coding region runs from base 1 to 2049 and encodes 682 amino acids. Gene Ontology annotation, molecular function: G protein-coupled receptor activity. Gene Ontology annotation, biological process: cell surface receptor signaling pathway; G protein-coupled receptor signaling pathway. Gene Ontology annotation, cellular component: membrane. Lineage: Eukaryota; Metazoa; Chordata; Aves; Passeriformes; Paridae.
AUGGAUGUGAGGGUGAUCCACUGCCUGCUCCUUUGGGCUGCACACUUCUUCCUGGCCAUGUCACACAGCACUCCCAGGGUUCUCAGUAACAAAUCAAAGACUGGUGAUGAGCAAGAUGCCUGUAUAAAUCUCAUUCCCUGCCAAGAUAAUGGAGCAAUUUGUAUUCAGCCUUGCUCUCCCUCCUUCCACGGGGAGACAAGUUUUGUCUGUGAAGACAGAAAGUGGCAGCUGUUGUCAGAUGCUUGUGCAAGCCUGGAUGUUCAGUCCCUUUUUCAGAGGAUAUCCCAAAGUGAACUCCUCCCAUGCUCUGCAGGACAUGGUGCUGGAGCACAUCUUCCUUUUGGAGGAGGAAAGCUAGGGCAUGGGAAGCCUGGAGAAGGAGCAAAGCAUUUUGGUGCUGGGAAUCAGAGCUGCCAAGCUGAUUUUUCUUGCAUCAUCCCAGAUAUCCUGUCUUCACCAGCCAUCCCAGGAAACAUUGCUGAUAUAGUGGAAUUGCUAAAGAUGAUUUCCCUGCUGCUAUCAGAGAAUGUCACUAGAGGAAAAAUGCAGAGCUACAGCAGGAUAGCAAACCAUAUUCUGAACAGCUCCGUCAUUUCCAACUGGGCUUUUGUAAAGGACAGAAAUGCUGGCUCAAUAUUACUGGACUCAGUGAAUUUAUUUGCUGGGAAACUUCUUCUAAGGAAUGAGUCAGAAAGUAUCCAGGAGCCCUUCAUCGCUACCAAAGGCUACAGCAUACACAGAAACGCUUCUGGAAGGAGCUUCGACUUUUCCAUGGAGUUCAACAGCACAGGCAACAUCACUGGGAACGUGGUGAUUCCAGAAGAAGAGCUUCUGAGGUUACCCAGGGCUUCCAAAGCCAUCAGCGUUGCAUUUCCAACGCUCGGAGCCAUCCUAGAGACCAACCAGCUGGACCCUGCUUUUGUGAACGGGAUGGUGCUGUCGGUGUUGCUGCCAGAGGAGCUCCAGAACGUUUUGCUCACCUUUGAGAAGCUGAACAAGCUGGAGCAGGUGGGGGCUCAGUGCGUGGGGUGGCACUCGGCCGAGCGGCGCUGGGAUCCCAGGGCGUGCCGGCUGCGCGCGCACAGCGUCACCGUCGUGGUUUGCGUCUGCGCCCACCAGCGCCGCACCUACAGGUCCUUCUCCAUCCUGAUGGCCCCGGCCGCGCCACGGAGCUUGGUGCUGGAUUACAUCACACGGGUGGGCCUGGGCCUGUCCAUUUUCAGCCUGGUCCUCUGCCUUGUCAUCGAGGCCGUGGUCUGGCACCACGUCACAAAAACUGAAAUAACCUACAUGCGCCACUUCUGCUUGGUCAACAUCGCAGCCUCGCUUCUUGUCGCUGAUGUCCUGUUCAUCCUGGCAGCCAUUGUGCACAAUACAGCUCUAAACUACCAGCUGUGUGUGGCAGCCACUUUUUUCCUUCACUUUUUCUAUCUUGCCCUGUUUUUUUGGAUGUUUACCCUGGGCCUCUUGAUUCUCUAUGGAUUAUUGUUAAUUUUUUUUAAGGUAACAAGAUCUGUAUUCCUGGCUGCAGCAUUCUCUAUUGGAUAUGGAUGUCCCUUGGUCAUAUCUGUCCUCACUGUUGCUAUUACUGAACCAAAAAACGGGUAUUUAAGGCCUGGAGCCUGCUGGCUCAAUUGGUAUGAGACAAAAGCACUUUUGGCCUUUGUUGUACCUGCCCUGAGCAUCAUUGUAAUGAAUCUCAUUGUGGUGGUCGUGGUUGUGGUGAAGACUGGGAGAUCCUCCGUUGGAGAAGGCUGCAAGUCACAAGACUUGAGCAGCAUGAUCCGAGUCAGCAAAAACGUUGCCCUUCUGACACCUCUGCUGGGGCUCACCUGGGGGUUUGGACUGGCGACGAUCAUCGACAGCCGCUCUCUGGCCUUCCACGUCGUGUUUGCACUGCUGAACGCCUUCCAGGGAUUCUUCAUCCUGUUGUUUGGGACACUUCUGGACAGAAAGACAAGAGAAGCCUUAAGGAUUAACUGCCUUUCAUCAAGGCGUACGUGGGGUCUAGAAAAGGUAAAGUUUAUUUAUUUUCCUGUUAAUGGCUAAUUUACCAAUUUACAAACCUUAUUUGUAUGUCAGAAGCAGGGAACCAUCCACUGCAUUUUACAGCAUAUAACAUUUUUCACAUGUAAAUCCUUGCUGAAGGACAUACAGGUAUCUCAAAAGUCUGCUCAGGGUAUUAAGCUUCUAAAUAUCAGAAGUGGCAAUCGAUAGAUUUUUGUGACUCCCACAUAACCUUCUGCUGUGGUUACAAAGUCAAAAGUGGUAUUUUCAUCUAAUCUCUUCACCUGCAGAUGUCAAAGCCCUUUAGGCAGACAGUGCCAGCAACUUUUUCCCCCCAUAUGUGAAUUAGAUUUACUUUAAGGUCACUGAAUAAGGAAGGAAUGGAAUUAGGAAUCAGAAUUCCCAAUAUAAUGACCUGUUUGCUGCCUUCACAAAAACAUGGAUCUGUAUGCCAGCAGGGCUGCUUUAGGAUGUCAGAGAGUUCUUCUGCUUUCAUCUGGGGGUGGAAACCACUCAGAGCCCAGACAGUGUGUUUGGUGCUAAUUGAUGUGCACUCAUGAGAGCGUGAGGUUCUUUUAAAUAUCAGAGCAAUUCAUUAAAAGCAAUAUUUCAACCGUAAGGAAACAAACCAUGUUUUAGCAGCUUCCUGCAAAAACUUUGGCAGAAUUGUUGACAUCACUGAGUUGGUGUUUCCUACCUCUACUGCAAAAUUUCUGGCUGUUGUCCUUGGAUUUCUUUUGGUACCAAGGCUUUAGUGGUUUCACACAAUAUUUAUAAAAGGGAGUGCCCUUUAGAUGUCUCAAGAAUUACCUGCAGUGUUUUUUCUGUCUGCCAAAAGAAACUGUGUCAGUCCAGCUUGGACAUGGGAAAAAUAAUUUUUUUUCCAGUCUAUUUCUCAGUUAUGAUCCUUGUAUUGAAAGCUGUGGAGGGCUUCCAGUGACUGUGUGUUCAAAUGUAUGUGGUUUAUGAGGGGAAAAUAGAAGGAUUAAGGCAACUAUUUCUCCUCUCUGAAACCAGCAUUUGGGUCAUUUGGGGCAGAAGAGACUGUGCAACUUUGAAAUUACAAUUCUUUUAUUGAUCCAGGAAGAUCCAAUAAAGGUAUUUCACAUCUUGUCAGGCGUUAGGUCAUGGUUGAAAGUUUGAAAGUUAAAAUUCUCUCAAGACACCUUCAGUAUAAUAGUCUGGAAACAACAGAUGGAAAUGUCACUAAUCCCAUGACUCAGCAGCAUUUGAUAAAAAUAUUGAGUGAUCUCACUGGGCAAAACUUGAUGUGGAAACCAUGGCUGCGUGUGCCUUGGAAUUUGGGUCGAUGUUGUCACUCACCUGGGUGGAAGAAACCACGUGUAGGUGUUUACUGUGGCAUAACACAGGGGAAAGAUGUGAGUCAUCCACUUUUGUAAACUUGGGUGUAAACAUGGAGUUUGACUCAUUAGAGCUGGAGAAGUUUGUCACACCUGAUUGUUUAAAAAAAAAUUAAAAAAAAGUAUUGUUUCAGAGAAUUUCAGAAUCAGGAUUGUUUAGGUUGGAAAAGACCUUUCAGGUUGAGUCCCACCAAGACUUGGCUGCCAGCACUGCCAAACCCAUCACUAAACCACGUCCCCAAUGGUCACAUCUAUGUGACUUUUAAAUACCUCCAGGGACUCCACCACUGCCCUGGGCAGCCUGUUCCAAUGGUUGACAACUGUUUGGUGAAGGAAUUAUUCCUAAUAUCCAAUCCAAAUCCCCCUGGCACGAGGUGAGGCCAUUUUCUUUUGUCCUGUUGCUUGGUGCAUGAGAAGAGAGCCUGACCCUCACCUGGCUGUCCCCUCCUGUCAGGGAGUUGUGCAGAGCCAGAAGGUCCCUCCUGAGCCUCCUUUGCUCCAGGCUGAGCUUCCCCAGCUCCUCCCUCAGCUGCUCCUCAUCAGAGCUGUGCUCCAGACCCUUCCCCAGCUCCGUUCCCUUCUCUGGACACGCUCCAGCCCCUCAAUGUCCCGCCUGGAUUGAGGAGCCCAAAAUGGGACUGUGUAUCCAGAGGUUUAAUGGUCAAUGUAAAACACUGGAAGAGUUAUGCAGGCUCUUGCUUCAGGUCUCUGAGUUUCCCCAGACCUGCAGGAGCCUUUCCUGUGGGUCACAUUUUAAGGUGACCAUCUUGUGUUUGUCACAGGAUGCUGAGGCAGCUCCUGUUUGAAAUGGACCCUCCACCUCCAGAGAUGAUUCUUGUAAUCUGACCUGAUUGUUUUCCCUCCUAGUCCUAGCAGUGGACUGUUGUCUUCAGUGGAUCUGACCAGUGAGAAGAAAAGGAGCACUUCUUGCAGAGAGGUGCUGGUUUGAGGGGAGCAGAAGAGCCUGCCCAGCUCAGAGCAUGGACAGCACUGUCCUGGAGCACAACCACGGGAAGCAUCGUGAAAAGCAGAAGAGAAAAGGCCCUGAACCUGCUGUCAGGAGCAGGAAACCAUCAGUGUUGCUGCAGCCCUUGGAAGAAACAUGCUGAAACAAAAAGCUUGUUUCUCACCUUUGUGAAAACUGCUGUGAGGAGAGUUUGUCCUCAUUUCCCAUUUCAGUGCUUCAAUUUCUUUCUUAUUUUCUUUUUCCUUCCUUUUAUUUUUGUCAGUGAAGUAAGGAGCUGUACAGUAUGUGGAGCUGUUGUAAAAUUAUUUAAUUUUUCAUGUGAUGUACAAAUGUUGAGCAUUAUCUAGCUGAUUUUGGCUGUCUUUUGAGUAAAACUGAUCCUAUUUGUUGCUACUGUAUUCAUCAUUUCCAUUUGUCUUUCCAGACUGAUGGACAACUCUGCAUUGUAGCUGUUCUCUCCCUCCCAAUAUUUGUUGUCUCCCUCUCAGUUCUUGUGUGUCAGAGGAACUGUACAAAGCCCUUUUCUGAUCUGUCCAGACAGAAUUUUCAUUCUUUUUCCUGUUCUGCAAGACAAUGACAGAGAUGAACAAGAUGAACAAGAAAGAGGACACUGCAAAUUAUCAGUUUCCCCCUUUAGAUGUGGGAAAGCAAGCAGAGCUGAAUCAGAUGGAUGGACAAUUCCUGUGCAGUGUCCUAACAAAGGAGAUUGUUUCUCCAUGUCAGAUGGGGUAUCUGGUUUAAGUAGAAAAUCUGUCCUUGUUCUGAGAAGCCCUUUCUAAUGAGGGCUUUGAUAGAAGCAUUAUUGCCUCUUGUCAGGAUAAAGUCAUGGUUUCAAAUGAAAAUAAAGUUGAA